UUGAUGAUGGAUCCCAGCCCCUGGGCCCUGUAAUUGGGGGAUCCCCUGCCGGCUCCCGGUGCACCUUCCCCGGCCCUGGCUCUGGCGCCAGAACCGUCUGGCCUUCACCGGGCGCGAAGACGGCGGCCGCGACUCUCCGCUCGCCGCCAUGCACGACGCCUUCGAGCCUGUCCCGAUCCUAGAAAAGCUGCCCCUGCAGAUCGACUGUCUGGCCGCCUGGGAGGAAUGGCUUCUGGUUGGGACCAAACAAGGACAUCUUCUUCUCUACAGGAUUCGGAAGGAUGCUGGUUGCAACCGAUUUGAAGUGACACUAGAGAAAUCCAAUAAGAACUUCUCCAAAAAGAUUCAACAGAUCCAUGUGGUUUCCCAGUUUAAGAUUCUGGUGAGCUUGUUAGCAGAAAAUAACAUUUAUGUCCACGACCUGUUGACAUUUCAACAAAUCACUACAGUUUCAAAGGCAAAGGGAGCGUCACUGUUUACCUGUGAACUCCAGCACACAGAGACCGGGGAGGAGGUGUUACGGAUGUGUGUGGCCGUGAAGAAGAAGCUGCAGCUUUAUUUCUGGAAGGACAGAGAAUUUCACGAAUUGCAGGGGGACUUUAGUGUCCCAGAUGUGCCCAAGUCGAUGGCCUGGUGUGGAAACUCAAUCUGUGUGGGUUUCAAGAGAGACUACUACCUGAUCAGGGUGGAUGGAAAAGGGUCCAUCAAAGAGCUCUUUCCAACAGGAAAACAGUUGGAGCCCUUAGUUGCACCCCUGGCAGAUGGAAAAGUGGCCGUGGGCCAGGAUGAUCUCACCGUGGUGCUCAAUGAGGAGGGGAUCUGCACACAGAAGUGUGCCCUGAACUGGACAGACAUACCAGUCGCCAUGGAGCACCAGCCUCCCUACAUCAUUGCUGUGUUGCCUCGGUAUGUGGAGAUCCGGACGUUGGAACCCAGGCUUCUGGUUCAGAGCAUUGAGUUGCAGAGACCCCGUUUCAUCAGCUCAGGAGGGUCAAACAUCAUCUAUGUGGCCAGCAAUCAUUUUGUGUGGAGACUCAUCCCUGUCCCCAUGGCAACCCAGAUCCAGCAGCUUCUGCAGGACAAGCAGUUUGAAUUAGCUCUGCAGCUCGCUGAAAUGAAAGAGGAUUCUGACAGUGAAAAGCAGCAACAGAUCCAUCACAUCAAGAACCUAUAUGCCUUCAACCUCUUCUGCCAGAAGCGUUUUGAUGAGUCCAUGCAGGUCUUUGCUAAACUUGGCACAGAUCCCACCCAUGUGAUGGGCCUGUACCCAGACCUGCUGCCCGCAGACUACAGGAAGCAGCUGCAAUAUCCCAACCCGCUGCCUACACUCUCUGGGGCUGAAUUGGAAAAGGCUCACUUAGCUCUGAUUGACUACCUGACACAGAAACGGAGCCAGCUGGUCAAGAAACUGAACGACUCUGACCACCAGUCCAGCACGUCCCCGCUCAUGGAAGGCACGCCCACCAUCAAAUCCAAGAAGAAGCUGCUGCAGAUCAUUGACACCACCCUGCUCAAGUGCUACCUCCAUACAAACGUGGCCCUCGUGGCUCCUUUGCUGCGCCUGGAGAACAAUCACUGCCACAUCGAAGAGAGCGAGCACGUGCUGAAGAAGGCUCACAAGUACAGCGAGCUGAUCAUCCUGUACGAGAAGAAGGGGCUCCACGAGAAAGCUCUGCAGGUGCUGGUGGACCAGUCCAAGAAAGCCAACUCCCCGCUGAAAGGCCACGAACGGACAGUACAGUACCUGCAGCACCUGGGCACAGAAAACCUGAAUUUGAUCUUUUCCUACUCCGUGUGGGUGCUGAGGGACUUUCCAGAGGAUGGCCUGAAGAUCUUCACUGAAGACCUCCCAGAGGUGGAAUGUCUGCCACGAGACCAAGUGCUCAACUUCUUGGUAGAGAACUUUAAGGGCCUGGCUAUUCCUUACCUGGAACAUGUCAUCCAUGUCUGGGAGGAGACGGGUGCUCGUUUUCACAACUGCCUGAUCCAGCUGUACUGUGAGAAGGUUCAAAGUCUCAUGAAGGAGUAUCUCCUGGCCUUCCCCGCAGGCAAAACCCCAGUUCCUGCAGGAGAGGAAGAGGGGGAGCUGGGAGAGUACCGCCGGAAGCUGCUUAUGUUCUUGGAAAUUUCCAGCUACUAUGAUCCCGGGCGGCUCAUCUGUGACUUUCCCUUUGAUGGUCUCCUGGAAGAGCGCGCCCUCCUGCUGGGACGCAUGGGGAAGCAUGAGCAAGCUCUCUUCAUCUACGUGCACAUCCUGAAGGACACACGGAUGGCCGAGGAGUACUGCCACAAACACUACGACCAAAACAGAGAUGGCAGCAAAGAUGUGUACCUGUCCCUGCUGCGGAUGUACCUGUCCCCCCCCAGCGUUCACUGCCUGGGGCCAAUCAAGCUGGAGCUGCUGGAGCCACAGGCCAAUCUCCAGGCCGCCCUGCAGGUCCUCGAGCUGCACCACAGCAAGCUGGACACCACCAAGGCCAUCAACCUCCUGCCAGCAAACACUCAGAUCAAUGACAUCCGCAUCUUUCUGGAAAAGGUCUUGGAAGAAAAUGCGCAAAAGAAGCGGUUCAAUCAAGUGCUCAAGAACCUUCUCCACGCAGAGUUCCUGCGGGUCCAGGAGGAGCGGAUCUUACACCAGCAGGUGAAGUGCAUCAUCACAGAGGAGAAGGUCUGCAUGGUGUGCAAGAAGAAGAUCGGGAACAGCGCGUUUGCAAGGUACCCCAACGGCGUGGUGGUGCACUACUUCUGUUCCAAAGAAGUGAACCCGGCUGACACCUGAGCGGCCGCAACACAGCUGCGGACAGACAGCUCAGCUCCCGGAGAGGGGAAGGGGCACCCGGCCCCAGGCACAGGGCGCCACCACCAUCAGGCCGUGUCUCCCCAUUUGGACGCCGCUGGCCACCUUGGGCCCCGGAGCACCUCUGACCCCAUCAGACUCAUGACCUGGCAUGGCCAGCUUCUUCCUAGAAGAGGAGAGACUCAUUUCACCUCGUACACCACGCUGUGGCUGGCGUUUCCAGAGAGCCUGCUCGCUCGGACAGGAGCACGGAGACAGACACCGUCUUGCCUUGGCAUAGUGAUCACCAGAGCAGGGACACUCACGUGUGUGAUCCCCAGGUGGUUAUUCAGAGUUUUCUAUCAAGGGAACUGCAGGGCGUCACAAGGACCCUUAGCGCAGUGCCAGCGUGAUUCAGGCCAAACAGUUUGUCCUGAUGCUCAUUUCCCCACCGCAGUUGGACC
Molecule: messenger RNA, 3240 nt
Organism: Sorex fumeus (smoky shrew)
Lineage: Eukaryota; Metazoa; Chordata; Mammalia; Eulipotyphla; Soricidae
Gene: VPS39
Product: VPS39 subunit of HOPS complex
Exons: 25
Coding region: 149-2779 (876 amino acids)
Biological process (GO): intracellular protein transport; autophagy; endosomal vesicle fusion
Cellular component (GO): membrane; cytoplasm
Molecular function (GO): protein binding
Source: RefSeq, a predicted model, not a curated record